Molecule: messenger RNA, 861 nt
Organism: Coprinopsis cinerea okayama7#130
Lineage: Eukaryota; Fungi; Basidiomycota; Agaricomycetes; Agaricales; Psathyrellaceae
Exons: 15
Coding region: 1-861 (286 amino acids)
Source: RefSeq, a predicted model, not a curated record
AUGGGUGGAGCCAUUGAAUCGGCCUGGCAGUCUUCAAGCCUGGCAGUCUUCAAGUUCCUCACUUUGAAAAUGAAAAAAUAUCAUGAUUCCUAUCGUGACACGGAUUGUGAUGGUGAUGCCCCUUCGAAAUUGGCACUAGAGUAUAUGGGUAAAGUGUUCACGAGCAACCGUGGAGAGAUCAAAGGAUUGAGGACUUGCGAAGAAGGCGUCGGCCCGACUGUCGUCAUCACCUGCUCGUUGAUACCACUAUGUAAGGGCUUCGUCGUCGCCAGCUCGUUGAUACCACUAUGCGAGGGCUGGGAAGUCGUUCAUCGUCACCAUCGCCUGCUCUUGGACGAUAUGGGCCUUUUUCUUGUUGACGAUCGGACAACGCCUGGCUCCGUGUACGCGAGUGAUCCUGUGUUGAAUCUAGGCUUUGAAAGGUAUACAAUGGUAGAUCGACCCACUGGCCCACUGGUCAGGUAUACUUUGUGGGCAAGAGUGUCGGUAGUCUCGACUAUAAGGACGAAUGCGAACUCGGAUGGUGGGCGGUCUGCUCUCGCUCGCCGGAAGCAAAGCGUCUUUAGGGCCUUCCCUACUGGCAGGUUAGGGUCGGGACUUGGAAACACGCUUGUCUUGCGUCCCUGUCCUAUAGGAGCAAGAAGAGCUGAGCGAACUUGCGACUCGGGUCGGGGUUCGAUUAUCAUUGGCGCGACAUCCCGUUCCCAGGCCCCGGUAGCCUCAGAGGGCAUUCUAGAUGUCGACGGCCGUAGUUGGAGAGCCACGAGCGCUGAUUUGGAACGGUCCCGUGAAUCAGAUGUGUCGUUGGCUUUUCGCGUCGCUGAUCUCCUGUCUCCUGAUAUUCGCCGUGACAGAAUCUGA